Molecule: messenger RNA, 441 nt
Organism: Neofelis nebulosa (Clouded leopard)
Lineage: Eukaryota; Metazoa; Chordata; Mammalia; Carnivora; Felidae
Product: ubiquitin-like protein FUBI
Biological process (GO): translation
Cellular component (GO): ribosome; cytosolic small ribosomal subunit
Molecular function (GO): protein binding; structural constituent of ribosome
Source: RefSeq, a predicted model, not a curated record
GUUGCUGACAUGCAGCUCUUUGUCUGUGCCCAGGAGCUACACACCCUCGAGGUGACUGGUGAGGAGACUGUUGCCCAGAUCAAGGCUCAUGUAGUCCCUCUGGAGGGCAUCGCUCCAGAAGAUCAAGUUGUGCUCCUGGCAGGCACACUCCUAGAGGAUGAGGCUACCCUAGGUCAGUUUGGAGUGGAGGCUCUGAACACCCUGGAAGUAGCCAGCUCCAUGCUUGGAGGUAAAAUCCAUCAUUCCCUGGCCCGUGCUGGGAAAGUAAGAGGGCAGACUCCCAAGGUGGCCAAACAGGAGAAAAAGAAGACAGGCUGAGCCAAGAGGCAGAAGUACAACCAUUACUUUGCCAAUGUUGUGCCCACCUUUGGCAAGAAGAAGGGCACCAUGCCAACUCUUAAGUUCGUUGUAAUCUUGGCUUUCCCCAAUAAAACCACUUAA